ACGUGUGAUUCCGGUACAGAGUGUCAAACCCUUGAUCGGAUCGAUGCGCAAGUGAAAGAAUAUUUUCGUCACUUCCCCAAGCUCAGCGGUAUCUUCUUCGAUGAAGCAUGCCCGAAAAGAUGGAUUUGCUCCGCUUUCACCGAUGAAUACCACAGGUUGCGCAGCAUUGUGAGGAAAUACAAUUCAAAGGCAACGAUUGCUUUCAAUGUAGCAGUACCAGAUCGUUGCACUAUUGCUGGAUUAAAACGUGGUGAAAUUAUUGUCGUUUUUGAGAACAGCUUUGACGACUAUGCAAAACGAGCAGAUGCAAUUAGAACUUCUNCAUAAUGUUGGGGAUAUUGUAUGGUGUUUGAUUCAUAGUGUUUCUGAUAUUCCCUUAUUGCAAUCAACAAUUAACACUGCGAGCAAUAUGAAUAUUGAUUUGUUUUAUGCAACCGAUAUUGGAGGGAAUUGGACAUAUGAGAAUACAUGGGGAUCCCCACCAACCUAUUGGGACAAACAAGUGGAAUUACUGAAUCCGAAGCGAAAAGGAUAA
Rotaria socialis is the source of this 535-nucleotide messenger RNA. Lineage: Eukaryota; Metazoa; Rotifera; Eurotatoria; Philodinida; Philodinidae. The record is from the annotation of a GenBank genome assembly.